UGUGUGCGACAUUAAGAAGAGAUCGCGGAUCAUUCUUUUACAAAGCCUAAUGGAUUUUUCAUUCCUUGCGCGGUAUUUGAUUAGUUCCCUAAUGAUGAAUUUAGAUGUGUGUUUCAAAACUACUUUUACCUGUAUAAGAAAUCCAGAUCAAUCUCCUUUGCGUGUCUUCAUUUUCAAAUUCAAUUCAUUUCAAAUUGUCAUUGUAUUUUUAUUCUUAUUGGGAAUGGGUUUGGUUCCUUGA
Molecule: messenger RNA, 241 nt
Organism: Meloidogyne enterolobii
Lineage: Eukaryota; Metazoa; Nematoda; Chromadorea; Rhabditida; Meloidogynidae
Source: the annotation of a GenBank genome assembly